CAGGAGAACAAACAAAAAUGGCGGAAGGCAAGCUUGGUAUCUCCGUGUGGUUCGUCCUUGCCGUCGCUUUUUUCUCGGUCAGCGAUGGCUACGGGACCGGAGCCCCAGCCCCGGCCUGUGUCACCAUGCGGCCCGGGCAUCUGAACGGCGGCGUCGCGGUGAACCCGCAAAACUCCACCAGCCCGUACUCCAUCGUGGUGGGGGACGAGUACACCCCGGGGAGGACCGUGUCAGUUCAGAUCGUGGGGCCGCAGUUCCGAGGGUUCCUGCUCCAGGCCCGCCGACCUGGGUCUACCACACCCGUCGGUACCUUCUCCAACGCUCCGGCAGACACCAAGACUACUGAGUGUACAACUGCCGACAGUAGCAUGACUCAUUCCAACGCUGGCCAGAAGCAGAACAUCACUCUGACCUGGAACGCUCCUUCUACAGGCGUCGGCAACGUGCAGUUCGUGGCCACUGUUGCAGAGCAGAAAGUGACGUAUUGGAUGAACAUUCAGUCAGCACAACUCAUGCAAGCGAGCAGCGCCAUCUUGGCCAAACCUACCUAUUACGUCAUCAUACUCUGCCUCCUCCAAUCAGCGUACGCCAUGAUGAAGUAGAUCACGUGAUCGAGGCAGUGACGUCAACAGGAAGAGCACAAAAUCCAUCAACACAAUUGCCACUUUCUUUAUCGCGGUUAUAUUAUAACUAAGUAAAACUAGCACGUGCAAUAGAAAAAUCACCGCCUUAGACUAACU
Branchiostoma belcheri (Belcher's lancelet) is the source of this 740-nucleotide messenger RNA. Its product is annotated as putative defense protein 3. The transcript is spliced from 4 exons. The record is from RefSeq and is a predicted model, not a curated record. The coding region runs from base 18 to 602 and encodes 194 amino acids. Gene Ontology annotation, molecular function: oxidoreductase activity, acting on metal ions. NCBI's taxonomy places the organism in Eukaryota, Metazoa, Chordata, Leptocardii, Amphioxiformes, Branchiostomatidae.